Cladophialophora immunda is the source of this 2487-nucleotide messenger RNA. RefSeq lists its product as uncharacterized. The transcript is spliced from 2 exons. The record is from RefSeq and is a predicted model, not a curated record. The coding region runs from base 192 to 2309 and encodes 705 amino acids. NCBI's taxonomy places the organism in Eukaryota, Fungi, Ascomycota, Eurotiomycetes, Chaetothyriales, Herpotrichiellaceae.
ACUCUGUUGUGGCCGUCGCGACGAUGCGUCAGCCCCAUUGACGUGGACGGGAGUGAUAGGAUAACCGGGCUCCGCAUUGUGGUCUCUGGUCUCUGAGCUGAAAUGCUCCUUUGAUCUCGCAACCCUUUGCUGUUCCUCUGAAUGCUCAGAGAAUUUCCCGCGCUCCCGACCCAGACCAGGUCGUUGAAGCCAUGAAUCACACGUAUCGACGCUGGAUCCGUUAUUGCGAGGACCAUCCUGAAACCCCAACUAUCCCAGGGACUCCACCCAAAGCGCAAGACCUCUGUGGUCGAUGCCUGGGAUUGCGCAAAGGCAUCAGCGACAGCCUCGCCCGUCUGAAGAAGAUCGAGGACGACUAUAGGUCCAGAGACACCAACUGGGAAGUUGCUGCCCUGGGUACGCCCGGGACCUGGAAUCCUACUCGCUGCGCUCUUUGCUAUCUGUUCAUGACCAUACACCACAACAAGCUUGCAGAGCACGGUGCAAAUACCCAUUACGCCCUCCGCGCAUUUAGGUCCUAUAAAGCGACCGGGCUGGCAGUCUUACCAACACCUUCUCUCGACACAUUGGACGAAGAUUGUUCCUCGUCAGGCUUUAUAUCUCGCGCGGUUCCGAAAGCCGACAGUUCGGUGGGACAUCAUUCUGUUGGGGUGGUAGGAGACUAUGUCGACUUUGCCUUUGUCAAGAGCUGGAUAGAGAGAGGCGGCAUGACUAAUAUCAGAGACUGGGAUGGGCUGUCUCUCAAGGAUAACCCCAACUUCAAGCUCAUUGACUGUUCGACGCGUCGCAUCGUCAAGCCCCCAGAGGGAUGUCCAUUCGCCACCCUGAGCUACGUCUGGGGACGAUCGGACGAGUCUGUCCCAGAUGGCGAUAGGCUGCCGAAGCAGUUACCACUGGUGAUCGAGGAUGCUCUCACGGUUGCGAAAAAGGUCGGCAUCCCUUACCUGUGGGUCGAUCGGUACUGCAUUUCGCAAACCGAUCUCGUGGAAAAGGCCACGCAGAUCAAGAAAAUGGAUCCCAUCUACAGCAGCGCCUCCUUCACCAUAUUUGCCGCGGCGGGCGACGGGGCAGACCACGGGCUCCCGGGCGUUUCGAGAAAGAGGAAAGCCGGUCGGCAGCCUUGUGCCAAAGUCGGCAAGCACCUGCUCACGUGGACCAUGCCGGACGGACCGGCGCUGGUGCUGAAAUCGAGAUGGAAUACCCGAGCAUGGACGUACCAGGAAAUGGUAUUCUCCGGGUCGCGCCUGAUCUUUACUGAUCUACAGGUCUACAUGGAGCAGCGGUGGAAUGUCUUCCGCGCCGAGGCCUGGGGGGAAUACCCCUUCAGCAACCUCGGACGCAUCGACACGCACAGCUCGCUCUCCAGCGCGUUCAACGAGAUCUACAAGCUCAGCGACUACUCGAGACGCCAACUCUCCUUCUCCUCGGACGUGAUCCAAGCCAUGCAGGGCCUCUUCAACGCCAUGGCGCACGCAAAGGUCCUGUACCAAUAUAUGGGCGCUUUGCUUCCGGCGGUCAUCGCCCAAGAGGCAUCUCCUUCCGACGACGGCGCCCUGCAGUACAGCUUUCUCUGGUAUCACGUCAAAACCUCCACCCGACGGCCCGGCUUUCCCAGCUGGUCCUGGGCCGGCUGGGUCGGCGAGGUCGCGUACCUUGAGCUCCGGGGUGUGCAGCACACGUACCACCCAGCCUUCACUGCGGAGAGCAUGGACGCAUCAGUCGAGGUGGCCGACGGCACCCUCGUCCCGUGGAAGGAGUUCCGCCGCCUGAUCGUGACUGACCACCUGCCACCGCCGACGAAGCUGUCAAACUUCCUCCAGCUGGACGUAUACACCGUGUCCCUUCGCUUCGAGUGGCUCGACCACCCGCCCCGGAACUCGUGGUCCUAUGCGCCUGAUGUCCCGUAUCGUGCCGGCUUCUUCGUCCGCUGCCACGAGACCUAUGGGAUCUACUCGCCGUUCCAGCUCUCCGGGCCCGUCGACCCUUCCCGGAGGACUGAGCUCUCUUCGUCCGCGUGGGAGGGCCUGGUCGUGGGCCGGCUGGCGUAUCAACGCAGCGUCGGCGACCAACAGCGCAUUUACGACAACCCGUUCACGGACCUCUGCGUCGUGGUCAUCGAGAGACGGCCAGGCGGCGCCGGCGCGACUGGUGCGGCGACGGCUGAGCGCGUCGGGUUCGUGAACCUGGCCCACCGCGUCUGGGACGAGGAGUGCGAGCGGAUCCGACGGCAGAGCCCCGAGAAGGAGCACCCCCCUUUCCUCAGGCCGUUGGAUCUGAAGAAGACCAGGACGCGGAUCCGCCUGGGCUAGCGGGCUAGCAGGCAGGUGGGCGGGCGGGUGAGUGAGUAAAGUGAGAAGUGAAUAAAUGUGAUGAUGGUACGACUUUGUUUAGUGCAGUCUGUAACCAGUCCACACGUCUGUCCUCUAUCCUUUUGGGCUCUCAUGAAGAAAGGAAAACCUCUAAGCAGCAAGUCACACACCACACCAG